This is a messenger RNA of Penicillium verrucosum, 309 nucleotides long. RefSeq lists its product as uncharacterized. The record is from RefSeq and is a predicted model, not a curated record. The coding region runs from base 1 to 309 and encodes 102 amino acids. The transcript is spliced from 2 exons. Lineage: Eukaryota; Fungi; Ascomycota; Eurotiomycetes; Eurotiales; Aspergillaceae.
AUGGAGUACACUCUUUUGAGGCUGGCCAAGAGUACCGGCUUCGCCGCAUUCUCGGUUGCCCGAUACAUGAAAGACCUGAACGUGCGACAUGCGUUCUUCUCGACUUAUGAAGAAACCAUGUUUCUUAGGAAAGUUGAGACAACAACCGGCUGGGCUUUGCAAUUCUCUCUGGUAAUCACUCACGAUUUCCAGUACAGCAUCCCAAUAGAGACUAUUACCACUCGGCAAGGGCUAUUUUAUUUGGCUCUUCUCGGCCAAACUACGCGGCCAUUUACUACCAGGCCUUCGCGCCGUCAGUGGACCACCUAA